Messenger RNA from Mizuhopecten yessoensis (Yesso scallop), 6117 nucleotides. RefSeq names its product EF-hand calcium-binding domain-containing protein 7-like. The record is from RefSeq and is a predicted model, not a curated record. Gene Ontology annotation, molecular function: calcium ion binding. Lineage: Eukaryota; Metazoa; Mollusca; Bivalvia; Pectinida; Pectinidae. The coding region runs from base 126 to 3215 and encodes 1029 amino acids. The transcript is spliced from 27 exons.
UACGCAUGUAGUAACAAAUGGCGUGCAUAGUUUUUCCGGUCUAGAUUGUUUACCUGUAACUUUCUGAUUUUGUGACAUUCCACACAGAUUUGAAUUUUGCUGCAUCUAAGUCACAAACAACAGCCAUGUCUCGCCGUUCGAGUCGAUCGUCCAUAUCCGAUGGUGAACUCAUCUUAGACUGUAAGGCAGCGUAUAGGGAGGUCUUAGACGACAUCAGGAAAGACAUCACAAGCAAGUCUGUUCUCCUUCAAGCAUUACAAGAAACGGGCAGAAAUCCAACUGAACGCGUGUUAAAGAAAUACUGGCGCUCUGAUACUGAGGGCCUGUCAUUUGACGAUUUCGUCGAUAUCUGUCGUAAGGAGCCUGUCACAAGUGAAGAAGAAAUUAUGAAAGCCUUUCGUAAGAUUGACACUAAUGGAGAUGGUUUCCUGUCCUUGGAGGAACUCUUCAAAAUUAUGACCUCCAAAGGAGAAAAGAUGACAAGGCAGGAAGUCCGGGAAAUAAUAGAUGAGGUUGAUGAAAACGGCGACGGUAAACUGGAUUUCAAAGAGAGGAAAUUUUACUAUGAACAGUUCUGCAAUAUGAAUAAAAAUACAGCAGAUCAACUUCGGCAACAAAACCGCAAACGUCUGGAGAGGAUGGAAAGAGGGGACCGAAAAAGCAAGAAAAGCGAGAAUUUCUCCGACUCAAAGCGAGGUGAUGCUGCCUCUAUGGGCUCGCAGAUAUCAGUGAAAUCUAAUUCCUCACAACGCACUUUCAGUGACCGGCCGAUGUCUGCCAGGUCCGGCAAGUCUAUAUCUUCUCAGAGAUCGUCGAGGAAAAAGAUGGGAUCAACUGCGUCCAUUAAAUCUGAAUUUUCUGUAGAGGACGGAGGAACUUCAGAUAGUAAAAGGAUGGGGUCAUCGUCUUCCCUACGGUCAGAUUCGACCUUGAAGGCAGCAGAACAUGAGGAGGAGGACGCUAUGGAGGAAAUUCCUGAGGAUGUAGAUGAAGAUGACGAUGAUGAUGAUGACAUUCAAACGUCCAUGACACGAGCAUCAGAUGCCAAACGACACAGCAUACAGUCCACUGGGUCAUCUUUCAAACGCAGCACUGACUCUGAAUUGGGGUCAAGGAGUUCACUAAUGUCAUCCAGGGGGUCUUCUGUUCAUUCUUUCAAAACAAGGCAAGAUCCUACAACAGAGGUUGGGUUAGGACAAACCGUAACAGACGACUUGACUACUUCACCCCGAACAAAACCAGCAGCCUCCGUUAGGAGACUGGCAGAAGCAGACACAGCAUCUGGCUUACAUAGUUCUUCAGUAUCACUUCGUAAAUCUACUGGCUCUGAAUUCGGUUCUCAAAUGCAACGUGGUAUGAACAAAUCCUCAGCAUCUGUCCGUCAAUCUUUGGAUGCUGAAAAAGAAUCAAUUGUUCAGCAGUCCCUAACAGGUUCAUCAGCAUCCCUCCGCAAAUCUGUCAAUACUAGGUCAAAAUCAAAUGUUGGAUCAUCCGCAUCUAUCCGCGAGUCUAUUGAUGAAGAGCUGGAGUCAAACGCUCAGAAGAGCAUCAGAGGGUCAUCUACCUCUCUCCGAUCUUUGAAGGUUGAACAGGAAUCAAGCACUCAAAAAAACAUUAGUGGAUCAUCAACAUCUCUUCGCAGAUCUCAAGAUGCAGGAUUUGGAUCUCAAGUCACUGUAAAAUCCAAGCAGGCAGUGAAACCAGUGUUCUUCUCCUCCGAAGAAGAAUCAAACAGGAGACGUGAGGAUGACGAGGAGGAGAUUGAUGAAGAUGUUGAUGAUGAGGAGGAAGUUAUACCGACGUCUGCUAGGAGACGGAGUAGCGCCUCCAAAUCAGACCUGUCAUCUUCGUACAAAUCACGUCAUAAAAGCUCCGGGGAGUUAACUCAUGGUUCGCAUGCGUCGUUAAGAUCAGCCGGUAUGUCAGGAUCAAGGAGAUCUUUGCUGAGCGUUGGUGAGAAGGAUCCUAAUAGCACACCUGUCCCCGCACAACGAAAAACUCUUUCUCGCUCUCUCUUAGCUGAAGAUGAUAUGCCACGACCUUCACCAAGGUCAAAUAAAAAAGGCCAGUCAGUCAAGCAUGUCCCUGCCAGCAAACUAGGUCACCUCGCUGAUGAGCCAAAAAAUAAACGGGAUUGGGCCCACACCAGCAGUAAGGGCUGUUUCUUCAUUGACGACGAUGACGGCCUGAUGACACAUACCUACAGACUUAACCUAACAGAGAAAAGUAAAGUCUGGAUCACUAUUCAACCAACCACCACAAAAAAAAUGAUCAUAGGGGACACCACCCCAAUAGACACGAUGCUGCUCAUCGCCAGAAAGAGGCCAGAUUCGGAGGGAAGGUCUGUGGUCGGAUUCACAGAGAAACGGGAUGGCAAAGGGAAAUACGGUGUGAUGUGUGAGCUGAAGGCUGGGACCUACAAUAUAUUGCCAUUUACAACAGGAUGUCACCUAAGGGCCCGUCACUCCGACUCCUCAACAGAAACACCAUUGGUACGAAAAGACAAGGAUGGAAAAACAGCAAUAACCAAAGCAUUUAAGAAAGCCCUGCAGGAGAUUUUUGAACUCUGUGACCUUGACAACAACGGCUGUCUGAGUCGAGACGAAUUCACGUGGUUCACAAUGAGGACAAGUGGAGACAAGGUCACGGACGAUGAAUGGGACGUUGUUGAAGAAACUGUGGAGUUAGAGAAUGGUGAAAUUACCGAGGCUGGUUUUGUGAAGCUGAAUGAGAUGGAGGCUGACGAUGUAGAUGAUGACAUAAGUGACCUCUGGGUGACCUUACAGUCUAUGGGCUACAACAAGGAUCUGUUCAUCGACGAGGCCUGUCCAUUCAAACUGGAUGUGUUUGCGGAAGGGUGUGAUGAUGCGGAGGUGGGGCUCACCUGUACAGGAAUAGAAACAAUUAACAAUGACAUGAUCAUUGAGACAGUCCUGGAACAGGAUGAAGGAGUGAAGAUCAAAGGCAUGCGUGACCUCAACAUGUAUACAUAUGCUAAUGACACAAGGUCAACAGUGGUCUUGGAUAACAGGUCCAACAGCCGAGUGAAGAUGACCAUGGAUUGUACCAGUAGUAAAAACUGCAAGAUAAACCAGUCCCACGAGGAUUAUAAUAUCACCCUGGACCCCCACGAAAAACAAAUUGCACACCAUAUGAUGCCUAUGGACGAGACUUUGGACUGGACUCCACGCUGUGUAGAAGCCAUCACUAAAUAGCAGCAGGAUUAGACUAGGGUUACAGUUUUAUCAGCAACCAUCCCGUCCAUCUAUAGUUUACAUAUUUAUUCAUUGGUAAACAAUAUCUGUAGUUGAUGUUUAUCAUUGUGAAACGACACGAUAUACAAAAAGUUUAGUGUUUUGUAGUUGCAGAUAAAAAAAUGAGUUUCUUUUUAACUAUCGUUUUUUGGACUUGUUUACAUACAAUGUGUAUUAGAAUUAUGGGAUAGAUGUUUGUUUUUGUGUUUCAUUGUUUCUUAUGAUAACUGGUUAUUUUUUAAGGACUUGCAUGACAAAAUCAUAAAAUGUAUGAACUAUACAUGUUGGACUUACCAAGAGUUACCUCCCUGGCUAGAAUAACAGUAGUUCAACAUAAUCAACAAUUUCGGAUUUGCCAGUACAUUUAUGAUGUAUUUCAAAAAAUUUAAGAGAUUUACAUGGCAUAUAAGAUCUGUCUUAAUCCUUGCAUUCUUUUACGGUAACUCCCAGUAUUUUUGUCACUACACAAAAAAAUGAAAAUAGCAAUAUCCUGUAAUGUAGAAAUAUCGACCGAAAGCUUCAGUGGAAUUCCUACACAUUCAAGAGUUAUCUUUGCAAAUAUGCAUAAUACAGUUUGGAUUGAAAUAAACACUUAUGUGUUAGUGAUGUGAGUCCUCUUAUGUUGUCAAAAUAAAUAAUUACUGUGACAUUUUUUUUUUGGCAAACAUUCUUCAAGGUCAGUAUUCUCCCCAGGAUUUUAUGAAAGGCUAGUGAUCAGCCGACAGCAUUUGUAUAAAAUAGACACAUUUUUUAUUUUUUUUUAACUUCCAAUAACUGGAUAUUAGCAAAGUAUAAACAGGUCCUGUACUUGGCUAUUGUGGUGUCGGGAGAACAGUGGAGGAGACGUUUGAACCGGAAUGUUUCUUUUAAAUUUGUAGUGUUGUCUUCAAUCUAGGUAUCCAUGGUAACAGUACUUUUCUGUUGGUCUUCAACUCGUCAGCAUUACUUCUGUAAGUAAAGUGAAGCCGAUCUAGAAAAAACAAUUCUGCAUGUACAGACAGAACGAUCGUCUUGACCAAAGCACGGUCAUAAAGCUGGACAGACCACUGAACAUUUCGAAGCACCAUGUAGCUCUUCACUUUAACAAAAAUACUGUUUACCUGGAGAUUUUGGCUAUAGUUGAACUUUCGCAUUUUUUUUCCCUCCGGACGGGCAAAAUUAACACUACGCGAAAAUUGAUUUCUUUAGCGCAAAGGGCGAAAGUUUGAGGGGGGGGGGGGUGUUCCUGGUAUACAGUACCCAGGUGUUUAUUUCAAUAAUUGUAUAUUUGUAGUUUUCAAAUACCAAAAUUGUAACAUUCCAAAAAUAUCAUGUUUACCUAUACAUUGUAUGUAUGUUGUAGUAGUUGUAGAUGGUUGUCGUUAAGAUAUUUUUGCCUUUGAUAUCGAAAUGUAUUAGUCAGAAUCAAGAAGUUUAAACAGAAAUACUUAGAUGCACUCCAACAGUUUACGAGGUUCAACACGUCAAAACCCUUCUGACAAAUGUCAUGUCGCAGUCAGCUUAAUCAUAUCCAAUAAAAAAAAUGGCCGACCAGCAGCCUCUUACGUUAUACGAGUAAAUUUAGAUAUAGAUUUUUUUCACAUAAUUCAUGAAUUAUCAUGACAAACCCUCCGUAUUUAUAGAAUAAUACAGGAGGGGGAAAUAGGCAGGGCCGAGUCGGGACAGGUCAGAGUUUGGGGGGAAUAGGCGGGGCCGAGUCGGGACAGGUCAGAGUUUAGGGGGAAUAGGCGGGGCCGAGUCGGGACAGGUCAGAGUUUAGGGGGAAUAGGCAGGGCCGAGUCGGGACAGGUCAGGGUUUGGGGGGAAUAGGCACGGCCGAGUCGGGACAGGUCAGAGUUUGGGGUGAAUAGGCAGGGCCGAGUCGGGACAGGUCAGGGUUUGGGGGGAAUAGGCAGGGCCGAGUUGGGACAGGUCAGAGUUUGGGGGGAAUAGGCGGGGCCGAGUCGGGACAGGUCAGAGUUUAGGGGGAAUAGGCGGGGCCGAGUCGGGACAGGUCAGAGUUUAGGGGGAAUAGGCGGGGCCGAGUCGGGACAGGUCAGAGUUUGGGGGGAAAAGGCGGGCCGAUUCGGGACAGGACAGAGGUUGGUGGGAAUAGGCGGGCCGAGUCGGGACAGGGUAGAGUUUGGGGGGAAUAGGCAGGGCUGAGUCGGGACAGGUCAGAGUCUGGGGUGAAUAGGCAGGGCCGAGUCUGGACAGGUCAGAGUUUGGGGGGAAUAGGCGGGCCGAGUCGGGACAGGUUAGAGUUUGGGGGGAAUAGGCAGGGCCGAGUCGGGACAGGUCAGAGUUUGGGGGGAAUAGGCGGGCCGAGUCGGGACAGGUUAGAGUUUGGGGGGAAUAGGCAGGGCUGAGUCGGGACAGGUCAGAGUCUGGGGUGAAUAGGCAGGGCCGAGUCUGGACAGGUCAGAGUUUGGGGGGAAUAGGCAGGGCCGAGUCGGUACAGGCCAGAGUUUGGGGGGAAUAGGCAGGGCCGAGUCGGGACAGGUCAGAGUUGGGGGGAAGGGAAGAGGAGAGGAGAGGGGGGAGAAAGUUGAAUAAGAUGCAGUAAGAUAAGAAAAUUUCCGAUUUCCUUCUGUCUGUGAUAUUUUUAUAUGUACAAUAUAAUUACUGUUUUUCUUAUGGCAUGUAAUUUGUUGAUUUGUGGGCCAUGGUGUUAACAGUUUAUCAGAAACACAACAUUAUAUAUCUGCCUCAAGUUCUUUAUAUAUAUUUUUCCAUCUGGAGUUAUUCUGCCAGUUACAAAUAUUUCCUUAUGACUAUGACUUGUCAAAACAUCUAAGAACAGAGAAGUGUCAUCAUGGCCCACAGACAGAGGUAUAAAGUGCCAGUAGAUAUCGAAAUCUAGAAAUAAAAUAACAAAACAAUU